Carcharodon carcharias (great white shark) is the source of this 2230-nucleotide messenger RNA. RefSeq names its product tetratricopeptide repeat domain 1 (gene ttc1). Gene Ontology annotation, molecular function: protein binding. The record is from RefSeq and is a predicted model, not a curated record. NCBI's taxonomy places the organism in Eukaryota, Metazoa, Chordata, Chondrichthyes, Lamniformes, Lamnidae. Bases 158 to 964 code for a protein of 268 amino acids. The transcript has 8 exons.
UUGGGAUGCGCAGGAGCGGCGGUUUUAUUCCGCGGCCCCGGGGGCUGUGGGCCUCUGAAGUCGGUGUUCAGUGAACUCCGGCUUAAGCAUCACGGAAAGCUUGCCGCCUAACCUGGAGAAGAAAGUAAAUGUGUGUCGGGAUGGAUCAGACCUGUAAAUGGAUCGAGAAUCUGAAGACACCGAGCUUUCUGAAAAAUUGGGGAAUGUUCUAAAUGUUUCAGAGAGAGAGAAACAGAAAGCGCCAUCUGAACAUUUAAAUUGUGAGUCAAAUUCAAGCAGGCUAUCACCUGUGGAGGGUGAUACUUCAGGAGCCAGUGGCAAUGCUGAGAACUCACAUAUUGCUGAUGAUGAAGAGACAACAGAAGAGCACUUCUUUGAAUGUAACGAAUCACUGGAGACUGAUGGGUUUGUGGGCAUGGAAGAUGAUGUGAUGAAUUUAGAGUUGGAGGAUGAUUCCGAAAUAAAGGAAACCAAAAAGCUUGAGUUUGAUGAGGAGUAUUUACGAGAACUGGAAAAAGAUCUGCCUGAAGAAGAGAAAAAGCGAAGGCAAGGUGAGAGUCUAACGUUGAAAGAAGUUGGGAAUGGGCAAUUUAAAAAAGGAGAGUAUACAGAGGCUGAGAACACUUACACAGAGGCUCUUGGUGUUUGUCCAGCAUAUUACCAGAAGGACAGGUCUAUCCUUUAUUCCAAUCGAGCAGCUGCUAGACUGAAACUGGAUAAUAAGGAAGAAGCCAUAUCUGAUUGUACCAAAGCAAUUGAGUUAAAUCCCAAUUACAUCCGUGCUAUACUGAGAAGGGCAGAGCUAUAUGAGAAAACUGAAAAACUUGAAGAAGCUCUGCAGGACUAUAAAACUAUUAUAGAAAAAGAUCCAUCAGUAGGACAAGCCAGAGAAGCCUGUAUGCGAUUACCAAAUCAGAUUGAAGAAAGAAAUGAGAAAAUGAAGGAAGAAAUGCUAGCUGGCUGAUGUUAAUUUCCAACAUGAUGAAUUGUCUCUUUGCUGUUGUACUGGGGAGUGACCGUGUUAUGAUCCUGGACCAGGCUCCCAAAUAUUUGGUAUGAUCCAGUUAGGGACGAGUAACUUUUUGUUUAAAGUUUGAGAUCUAAGGAACAUGCUAAGAAAAUAAAACAAAAUUCCACGGUCUCUGAACUAAAUAAACUUUACCAUACAAAGUCAGUAAAGUAAAACAAUCUACAAUAUGUAUCUUAUACUCUUAACGUUCAGAAUUAACAUGAGGUGCAUGUGAAUCAACAGGCAAACUGUGAUUAAACACAUUACACUGCACAAUAAAUGGCAAAUGCAGCAAGUCAGAUCCCACGGAUUUCUCAGCAACCCACCUAGGCAUCAGUAAACACUGAGUCAAUCAAUCUCAUUGAAAUUCCAUCUCUUACUCUCAAAGAUCAAAGAUCUAAUAUCUGAAUUCUCUCAAAAAGUCGCUCUAACUUGGACUGUAUCAACAACUGCUCUCACCCCAGGGUUUCAAUCUUGUUUCGCGAGAUAAUCCACUGGAUUCCUGAGUCUGCACUCCAGCACCAACUCACAAACAGAACUGAGCUCUUCAGCUAUGCCAAGCAGAACAAUAGUUCUCCAAAGGGUUACCUUUGCCCAACGGUAUACAGCACAGAAUCACAAACCUUUGCUGCUUUCUCAGAUCUCCAGGGCUUCUCCCAAGCCCUCACUACUUGGAGCCUGCUAACUGCAGCACUUUUACUGCUUGGAGCAUCUUUCUUUGCUUCUCUCCUUAGUGGUUCCUAUCAGGUGGUCCUCUCCACAGAGUGACUCCAUCCCCAGUUGUUUUUUUUUGAAAAAUAUACUUUAUUCAUAAAAUAUCUGGAAGAACAUUACAAAACAUUUCUAAAUCGCCAUCACAAAAAGUACAGUAAGAUUCAACUUUUGGACAUGGAUCACGAGCUGCUUCAAUAAAAUCAAUGAAUAUUACAAUCAUUUCAAUAUGGUCAUUACAGCCAGACAGUGCAAUGGUAUUGGAGUUAUCAACAUACAUCAUGUUGUACUCUGAGGUGCUUCAGUACAAUUAUAUACAAUUAUUAUUUAAUGCAUACAUUCAUCGUGAGCCGUAUAGCCCGAGGGGUCUUUACAAUACCCAGCCCCUCGGUGCACUAUGGCAGAAAGGUCUUAGACAGCGACCUUUCCCCAUUGCGCCUUUGCGGCUGCCCCAAACUUUAUUGCGUCCCUCAGCACGUAGUCCUGGACCUUGGAAUGUGCCAGUCUGCA